Messenger RNA from Diabrotica balteata, 660 nucleotides. NCBI's taxonomy places the organism in Eukaryota, Metazoa, Arthropoda, Insecta, Coleoptera, Chrysomelidae. The record is from the annotation of a GenBank genome assembly.
AUGGUCGACACAGUUCGUGAUUGUUUGUACUACUCCUUAGCCCUGGACGAAUCCGUUGAUAUUACUGACAAAAAUCAGCUAUUAAUUUUUGUUACAUGCAUCAGUGAAUAUUUUUGUGUAACUGAGGAACUUCUAAAACUGCACCACAUGGAAGAAGGGGCCAAAGGUAUAAAUAUAUUUGAAGCAGUUAGUGACGCUGUGAAAAAUAUAGGCGGUUUUCAAAAGUGCUCUUGCGUUUGCACCGACGGAGCAAAACCAAUGACAGGACGCAUAACGGGAUUGGCUGGACUUUUGCGGAAAAUGGUGUUAACUGUGUUAUGUUUCAUUGCAUUAUCCAUCGAAAGGCUCUCUGUGGAAAGAUAAUUAACAUCAACGAUACUAUGAAAACUGUAGUGCAGAUAGUAAACAGCUUAAGAGGAGGCAGAGUUCAGCGACACCGAAAAUUCAUCUCUUCCUUGGAGGAAUUAAAUACUGAAUAUAAGGAUGUACCCCUACAUUCAGAGAUACCCUGGUUGAGUGCAGGUAAAUGCCUUUUUUUCUGUAAGAAAAGAGAUCUUACUGUGUUUUGACACGGAAAUUGUUAUUAACACGGGCGUAUUUAUAACAAAGCUUAAGAACAAAACAUUUAUUCAUGAACUGGUAUUUCGAACAGACAUUUCC